Molecule: messenger RNA, 969 nt
Organism: Exophiala bonariae
Lineage: Eukaryota; Fungi; Ascomycota; Eurotiomycetes; Chaetothyriales; Herpotrichiellaceae
Exons: 1
Coding region: 1-969 (322 amino acids)
Biological process (GO): intracellular signal transduction; peptidyl-serine phosphorylation
Molecular function (GO): protein serine/threonine kinase activity
Source: RefSeq, a predicted model, not a curated record
AUGUACGAGUGCGUUUAUGGCUUUACCCCCUUCGCCUGCGACGAUCGCCAGGAGACGAAAAUGAACAUCAAAAAUCACAAAAAGACACUGCGAUUUCCCAAAUGCCCGGGUUCAGGACCAAGCCCGCUGGCAUUGGACCUCAUGAUGCAGAUCCUUGUGGAGAAGGAAAGGCGUUUGUGCAGCAUACGAUAUCAGGCGAACGACUAUGUGAGGAAAUUCAACGGUGAUAAACUUCUGCAAUGUCGUCUGAAUAAAGCGCAUCCGGACUAUCCCGGCACAUUUGUCUUAUCAAACGACGCAGACGAUAUCAAGAGCCACCCAUUCUUCAUGGGAGUGGACUUCAAGCGCAUGCACGCCUACACAGCCCCACAUGUGCCGCGCGUUAAGCAUUCCCUUGACACCACGUGGUUUGACUUUGAGGGACCCGUGUCUGACCUUGAGCCUGAUUCAAGUUCCGAUGAGGAGGAUGCUCACAAAGUCCGAGGUCUGCACAAGCAGGAAACUCAGAAUAUCACAUCAUCCUGCCUCAUGGACUUAGAUUCGACACAAGCUCGAGAGGCUGUUCUCCCAAGUAAUGUGCCAUGCCAUUGGCCACCAUCCCAAAAUUCGCUUGUACCCACAGUUGUGGAUUCAACUCUCCAAUUUGAUGGACAACUUGAGAGAAUGAUGCCGGUGGCUCCCAAGGAGAAAAAGGAGAAAAAGCGACCUAGAGACAUCAUCCUUAGAGAUCCAACUACUUCAAAGCAAGCCAUGAGGAUUCGCAAAGCAACUGCUUUCCUUGGGUAUGAGUACCGAAACCCCGUCGACAUCAAUCAAGUUGUGAAGGACGCAGUCAAUAAUUAUGAGGUUGGAAAGGGGAUAGAAAGACAAAAUGGUGACUCCACAUGUCCCAUUCGAGUCAGCGCGAGCACGAGCACACCACACAAAUUAAUUGGCCAUGCCCAUCCAAACAUCCAGAUCCGCUCGUGA